CGCUCCAGACGCUCCGGACGCCGCGCCGCGCGCGCGUCCCGGCCGAUCUAAUGUCGUGAGGAGACGUCGGUGCUUGCGACGCUUGCAGCGCACGCUAGCAGUUAACAAUUCAUCUUCGCGUUCCCGCGUCUUGAAAACGAGCGCCGUGUCGCCGUACCGCGUCUCCGAUCGACGUCAAUCGCGACGGAGAGAAACGUCCUGACAUGAUGCGCGAUAACGAGCGGAAGAUUUCAAGAGAUCUCAUCGAGGGUCGGACGACGCGACGCGACCGUCUCGACGCUCGUCUUUCAGACGCGGGAACGAGAAUUAGUGAUUAGUUCUUUUUGACGGAAACCUCGUCGUGGAAGGCUCAAUAUCGCGAGGAUACUGCGCGAGUCUCGUUUACGAGGAAAUUCACGAGUUCACAGCAGAAACAACAUUCAUGCUAAGGGUAAUCUUUAUACACCAGAUUAUUGCCAAAGAAAAUGUAUUUCUUUAAGAGAGCAAUACAAUCGCGAAAAGAAAAGAAUUGAAAAUCAGUGUAAAAGUGGAAGUGCUGCUUUAAAGUCCAAUAUCCAUCAGUUCCCAUAUUAUUCUUAGUUGACAUUUUUGGAUCAGGUUAUCAAAAGACGAAGAUCAAAUUUACAAUAUUGCAAAUGCAAUAUUUUAUUAAAGCACCUUUUGCAAAAUAUUCUUCUACAUUAAUUACAUUUUCCGUACAUUUUCCGGUUUUAUUUAUAGCGUAUUUGUAGAAGCAUGUCUAUUACGGUGACGAGCUUCACGGUGAAUACUCGAGUAUAUGAGGAUCAAAAACCAGGUACUUCGGGCUUGCGGAAAGCCGUAAAAGUCUUUCAACAGGAACAGUACACGGAGAACUUCAUCCAAGCGAUACUACACGCUCUAGGCGACCAACUACCCGGAUGUACUCUCGUUGUCGGUGGCGACGGGCGGUUUUACGGGAAGAAAGUGGUGGCGAAAAUCAUCAAGAUCGCCGCAGCGAAUAGAGUAAGGAAAUUAAUAGUGGGUCAGCAUGGUAUUCUCUCAACACCAGCUGUAUCAACUAUAAUUCGAAAGUAUAAAGCACAAGGUGGUAUCGUCUUGACGGCGUCGCAUAAUCCUGGUGGUCCUAAUGCUGACUUUGGUAUCAAAUUCAAUUGCGACAACGGUGGUCCUGCACCAGACAAUGUAACAAACAAAAUCUAUGAAAUUACUAAAAUGCUCCAAUGUUAUAGAACCAUUUCUGAUGUUAGUGUAGAUAUUGAUAAAAUACAAACUGUAUCAAUCGAGGUAGAUGAUAAACCAUUUACCAUCGAUAUAAUCGAUUCUGUGAACGAUUAUGUGGAGCUUAUGAAGGAGAUCUUUGAUUUUGCAAGUAUUAAAAAAUUAUUGCAAGGCGAUAAGCCGGCAUUUAAAAUACUCAUCAAUUCUAUGAAUGGAGUUACAGGGCCGUAUGUAAAACGAAUAUUUAGCGAUGAAUUAGGUGUUGACCAUACAAGCUUAGUAAAUAUAAAGCCUUUAGAAGACUUUGGUGGUUUACAUCCUGAUCCAAAUUUAACUUAUGCCAAAGAUUUAGUAAAUGCUAUAAAGAAAGGGCCAUUUGAAUUUGGCGCAGCAUUCGAUGGAGACGGAGAUAGAAAUAUGAUCUUGGGCAAAAAGUCCUUCUUCGUUACUCCCUCUGAUUCUUUAGCAGUGUUAGCGGCUAAUUUGAAUUUAAUCCCAUAUUUCCGAAAGACUGGUAUUAAAGGAUUCGCUAGGUCUAUGCCAACGGCUGCGGCUGUCGAUCGAGUCGCUGCUAAGAAUAACGUUAAGUUCUUUGAAGUUCCUACCGGAUGGAAGUACUUCGGGAACUUAAUGGAUGCUGGAAAUUUGUCGCUAUGUGGAGAAGAAAGUUUUGGUACUGGUUCUGAUCACAUUCGCGAGAAGGAUGGUAUAUGGGCGUGUUUAGCAUGGCUUAAUGUGAUUGCAGGACUUGGAAAGUCUGUGGAAACUAUUUUAUUGGACCAUUGGAAACUUUAUGGAAGAAACUUCUUUACUAGGUAUGAUUAUGAAAAUUGCGACUCUGUGAGCGCGGAUAAAAUGAUGCAGAGCAUCGAAGCUCUCAUUCAAAAACCAGAAUUUAUCGGUAGAAAGCUACAGUACGAAAAUAAAGAAUACAUUGUUAAGCAAGCGGACAAUUAUUUCUACGCGGAUCCUGUUGAUGGUAGCAAAGCUACGAAACAGGGUUUACGGAUAUUGUUUGAGGAUGGUUCUCGUAUAAUAUUCCGUCUAUCCGGAACGGGAAGUUCUGGUGCUACUAUACGUAUGUAUAUUGAUAGUUACGAGGAUGAUCCAUCUACUUUCGAGAGAGACGCACAACUGGUCUUAAAACCUCUUAUUAAUAUUGCCUUAGAAUUAAGUGAACUUCGUCAGCACACUGGUCGUGAUUCACCGACUGUGAUUACGUAAAAUCUUAUCUUUUUGCUUUAUUGUUGAGGAAUUAUUUUAAUUUUAUUCUAUUCGAAAGUUAUUUAUUCAGAGAAAUUUGUAAAACUAGAAUCUUGUCAAUACAAAUUUAUUUGGAUUUUAGAGAUUCUUUCUAGUUUCAUUAUCGUCGAAUUCGCAAAGCAAUAGCAUAGUAAUCGUUAUUGACGUCAAUGAACGAAUUUUCCAUUUUUAUAAAAUGUUACCAGUUUACGAUUCCAUCCAUAUAAUAUACAUACAUACAUAUAUAUGCACAACAUUAUGCAUAUUGAACAAAAACUAUUCGAGACGCAUAUGAAAAGUAACUGAAAAAGAAGCAUUUUAAGAUUUGUAUACUAGAUAUUUGCUAAAUGUUAUUGCUGUAAUCGUUAUCUUUCGAUUCGUAUUGACCAUAAGGAAGUGUAACUUAAACUUAUUUCAAUCCUACUUUUACUUUAAGUUCCGAAAGAACAUUGGUGGUGUUCUUGAAUCACUAAGAGCUGACUUUAUCUUAUGGUCUCUCUAAUUAGAGACAAUAAUUUGCGUAGAAAUAUAUAUUAAUAAGUUAUACAUAUAUAGCUCAUAUAUUUACAUAAGUUAAUGAGCAGCUUAAAUUAUCUUUAUUGUGCAUUAUAAUAUGGAUAUGUCUGAUAUACAUGUAGGUAUUCUACAUGUACUGUAAAAUCUCUUUUGGGAUACUUUGAUGUUUUACAACCUUUCCAUAUUAAGUUGCAAGAAGACAUCAUAAAUAUGCAAUAAUUCAUCUACUUGUUGCCACAACAUAAAAAAUGUAGACUAUGAUUUGAUUUACAGAGAAUACGUUUUCUUCAAAAAAUGUUUAGUAUGAAAUAUACUUAUUCAUCACAUUGUGGAUAAUAUAUAUAAUUUAUUUUUUAUCGAAAGCUGACGCUAAAGAUGAUAAAAAUCUUUUAACAUUUACAUAUAUUUAUAUUAUAUAAUUUAUAAUAUCUUUAAUAUUUCUCUCUCUCUCUCUCUCUCUUUUUUCUACAUUUUAUAUAUAUCACGAAUAAUCACGUGCAUUCUGCGGUAUGUAAAAAUAUAAUUUGUAAAAGUGACGAUAUUGAAUGGACAGGGUUUGUACAUUGUCAAUCUUCCAAAGCAUUAUGUCUAUCCAUGAUUCAUCUAAUAUUCGUUCUAUAGUUACCAUUUAAUUUCAUCCAUAAUUUCAUAGUGAAAACAUUAUUUCAUAUUUUAAUUUGGAUGCUUUUUAAGAAAAAACGUUAAUCUAGUAUUAAGUUCGAAAUAUGAUUGGCUUAAUAAUGCAGAAUUAUUUUACUACCAAUUAUAUGACUAUAUCAACCGAAGUAUGCAAAAGAAGGUUUAGAGACUGGAUUUCUAUUCUUGAUAGCAUAAUAUUGGAGGAUUAACAAAAAUGUAAAUUCAAUACUGUCUUUAAGGGUCUGUCUUUCCAACAUUGCUUAAUUGUUUUUAUCACUCUAUUGAUAUUGUAGCAAUUGUGUUAUAUGAUUUAAACAGAUAUAAGAGAUAUAAGAUAUCUCUUAAGUAGAUUACUACUUUAUGCGAAGAUGGAAUGAUUGGCCCUAUGAGUAUAUUGAAUAUAGUAUAAUGAGUAAUAAUAAGGGGCUUUCAUAUAUUAUGCUUUACGUGCGAGCGUGCGUAAGGUAAAUAAUUAUUUUAUUAAUAAAUUUAGUCAUCUCAAUUUUAAAAGUCUGCAAUUCCAUAAAUGUAUAUGUGGUAAUACUAUUUCGAACUUAUACAAUAUGAUGCAGAGUUUUUCCGAAUAUUUGUCGAAUAUUUUGUAAAAGUUAUAUUUGAAUUUAAGGCUUUACUAUCUUCGCGUAGAAAGUCAGAGUUGACGGUGGCGUUUAGCAGUGUCGAGAAUACGAAAUAACCGUGUCAGCGUAGCUGAUUGGCUGACACUCGGCCAGGCUCACGGUUAGGCCUUGCUUGAUACCUCGGAAAAUUACUUGCAUUUUAUCGCAUUAUUUUUCAGUUUCUCCGUGAAGUGUGUAUAUUAUCGUGAUCCUCACAGCCGUAAAAUGUACAGCAAACUCAGUGAUACUGGUGAUAUAUUAUGAAAAUCGAGAAAUUAAAUGUGUUCAUACAGGCUGGUAUCUCAGCUGUCAAACCACCGUGACAGCCGAAAAAUAUAGCAUUAUUUCAGGAAUUAUUUUACGAUACUACGUGAUAUAUCAGCCAGAUAUCUAAGUUUGCUGUACUUUUUACAGGUUUCAGGACUAGGAAAAUAUUUGGUUCUUUAGGGAAAAGUAAAAAUUAAAGCAAUAAAAUGCAAGGGAAUUUCGGUAUGUCAUUUCUCAUUUUUUAUGUCAUCAAACUAAUAUGGCCGCCCCAGAGAUAGCAGAGCCUUAAUGUUAUAUAGAUUUCUUUAUAUUGAUAAAUUAAUAUUCAAUGAAAUUGGAAUGGGGAAGAUGUAAAAUCUUUUUUACACUCGAUAUUGUACAGUAGCAUAUAUAAAAUCAUCUAUAUAAAAAAUUAUAUCAACUAUUGCGACACAAGUGUAAUACGGAGAGUAUGUUAAAAUUAAAAGAUUGAAAUUUUCGUAGAUAGUAGCGUAUACUGUAGGAAGUUUUAUUUUUUAUCAAAGCAAUUUUUCGUAUCUUUCUGGAACAUUGUAAUAAUUUAUAUUAAUAUUCUUCUCGUGCGUAUCGAUCAGUUUCAUAAUAUUUCACAAUUUUUCUUUUUGCUGUACACUAUCGCAUUUAAGUGUCUAUAGUUUUCUGAAAUUCUUCUAGCUACAUCUGUGGUACCACAUUAAUGAUUAUAGCUUAGUUCUACUCAGAUAUUGAAAGAAAUAUGGAUGCUUAAUUUGGUGAAUUCUCCAAAAACUGAGGGAUAGUCAAGAGAAUCUGUAUUUGUCUCAAUUUCUUCGAAUUUGGGCAACUCCAAAUAUAGCGAUGUAGGUUGCAAAUUCAUAUUUAGCGCGAUACUCAACGUUUUGUAUAAUUCAUAAUAGUAAUUUUGUGAAAUUAUACAACCGUAACGGAAAUCUAUAUUUGUAUCUUAUUAAAUGAUACGUUUGUUUUAGAAUCGUACAAAUGGUAUAAUUUACUGAGUAUUUCGCUAAGAUUAAUCGCGAUAGAGUAGAAUAUGUUAAUGAGAUUUGUAUAAAAAAGCAGUGGGGAGAUCAGAGAUGUAUGAAUUUCUUCCGAGGAGAUCGCGAGUAACUCCAAAGAGUUGACGUAAAAUUCUAUAUAUUACAAUAUAUCCACGUAAGAAGAAAUGAACAAUAAAUAGUAAUACGAAACGUUCGAUAGAUAUGAGGAGCACGUUAUUAUACUGCAAAAUUAUUAGAUGUCUUGGCUAUAAUUAAUAACGACGACGCAGAUGUAUUAUGUAACUUAUUUCCUUCAUUAUUUUCAUUUCGUCUUUGCUUUUUUCUUUUCCUUUUGUACAAUAUUUCCCUACCGAGGUUUGUAUAUCUGAAGUGUCACACAAACGUGUUUAUUACAGAUUACCUGUACAAAAAACGCGUGAUCACAUUCAUAUUUCAUUUAAAGAAAUCGGUGAAAGAUUGCGAUAUGGCGAUACGCUGCGACAGAAGAUCCGGUUGGAGUAACAAAAUUCUUUUUUUAUCUCUUUUUUUCUUGAAUAAAAUAAACGCAGCGUGUUACGAAGAUUCCGCAAGGCAAUUAUGUAAAUAGUUGAUGGUGGAGGAGGAGAAGGAGAAGGAGAAGAAGGAGAUACUUAGGGACCUGAGCCGACAUACGCUCCCGUUCGAUCUGUCGAUUAUGCCCUAGAGAAAUAUAGAAAGAAACGAGAAUAUUUUUUCUCUUUCUCUUUCAGAAUAUACUCUUUAGGACAUAACGAAGAUUAUUCAACGUGGCAGCGAUGUUACAGAGACCAGCAUUGACUGCCGACUUACUAUAAAGAUAUUAACCAUGUAACAUUUGUAUCAUAAUCAUAAUAAAUACUAAUUGUAUCAUUAUAAGUAUGCGAAUGGGUGGCUGAUCAGAAUGCACGUGGCCUAAGAAAUCUAUUUUACACUGCGUCUGCGUAAUUUCUAAAUCGAAAUCAAUUUCUUAAUUUUGGUCUAAGUUACCCUUGUCCACAACCUUGCUUUAAUUCUUAAGCCGUAAGAAAUUGACCAAUCACAGUUGAUUAUUUUUAAAAUAAUAUACUGUGGUUGGUCAAUUUAUUACGGCUUAAAAAUUAAAGCAAAGUUGUAAACAAGGGAUUAUAUGUACCGUUUGGCAGCGUUCUAUGACAAAUUUACUUCAAGUGCUUUGAUUUCGUAGAUUUUUGUUGAGAUGCCUUUAGUGUCAGCAAGUCGUAAAGAAAUAUAUUACAGUGUUAUGUGUAUUCAUUUGCUACAGCCAGACGAUUAAAAAUUGCAACUCGAUAAGUUUUCUAUUAAUAAUAUUAAUAUAAUUUCUAUUAAUAUUAUUAAUAAUAUUAAUGGAAAACUUAUUUAUAAUAUUCUCUUAGUAAUUUUUCUCAAAUUAAAAUUUUCCAACUCAUUUUGCAUCCAAUAGGAAAUUCUGAGAAUUGUAAGAAACAAAUUCUUUUAUUGAGUACAGGAUACGCACGUUGUAAAACUUAAAGAAACAGUAUCGCAACUUUUAAUCAUCUGACUAUAUAUACAUCGAGCACUGUACAAAUACUUCUCCAUCUUCGUUUGAUUCUUUAUCUUCAUGUUAUGAGUUAAGUUUUCGGAGUCAAAUGGCUGAAUUUAUACUAGACACAAAACGCGGACAUGCGAUUUUGUAAAUUAUACAAUCAUAUGAAUGCAGUCAUCCAACUAUGUUCAGAGCCUAUGUUCAAGCGAUUCGUACAAUCUGAAAGUAUGUGUGUGUGGCGACGACUAAUUCAACUUCGAAUAAACUUCAGUACACAAACAA
Molecule: messenger RNA, 7259 nt
Organism: Odontomachus brunneus
Lineage: Eukaryota; Metazoa; Arthropoda; Insecta; Hymenoptera; Formicidae
Gene: Pgm1
Product: phosphoglucomutase
Exons: 10
Coding region: 736-2424 (562 amino acids)
Biological process (GO): carbohydrate metabolic process
Cellular component (GO): cytosol
Molecular function (GO): magnesium ion binding; phosphoglucomutase activity
Source: RefSeq, a predicted model, not a curated record